Messenger RNA from Castor canadensis (American beaver), 1797 nucleotides. RefSeq names its product F-box/WD repeat-containing protein 12-like. Lineage: Eukaryota; Metazoa; Chordata; Mammalia; Rodentia; Castoridae. Gene Ontology annotation, molecular function: protein binding. The record is from RefSeq and is a predicted model, not a curated record. Gene Ontology annotation, cellular component: cytoplasm.
GAGGGCGGCGGCCGGUGCCCGGCGGGCGUGGCCGGGAAGUCCGGCGGCGGGAUGGUGACGCAGCUGGGGCUGCACGAGCUGCUGCACGUCUUCUCCUUCCUGGAGGCGCGAGACCUGCUGCGCGCCGCGCAGGUGAACAAGGUGUGGAAUGAGGUUUCAAGGACCAAGGAACUGUGGAGGCAGUUGUGUCUGAGACGCUGGUCCUCCUGCAAAGCCUCCCAGAUGGUUUUGAGCACACAGACGUGGAAGCAGUACUAUCUCUGCCGGUCUGAGCUGGAGUUCCGAGUGGAAUCUGGGCGCCCAGAAGACUUCACCUGCAAAGCUAUUGAUGGGCAUACAGGACAGAUAGAUCAGCUGGCUUACAUCUCAACCAAUGAGUACCGGUUUGAUGGAAGGGAGAAGUCUGUGGUUUGCACCGUGUCCACUGACUGUACUGUGCGUGCCUGGGAUUUGCGUGAGGGUACAGAGAUCUGGUCCAGCCCUGUGCAGCCUGCUUCUCUGGUGAAUUUGGUAACCUAUCCUCAGCAGCAGCUGGUUGUCACUGUGGACACCCAGGGAUUGAUCAAAGUGUGGAAUGCAGAGACUGGGUGUGAGUGUGCCUCCUUCUCCUUACUGACCUACUCUUCUGUGAUGGAGACCUGUGACCAUCCACAGGGUCUCUUCCUGCUGGCGGCCUGUGCAGAAGGAAACCUCUAUGCACUGAUGAUGCCUCAGCUGCAGGUGGUCUCCAAAGUGACUGUCUUUCCCCACUCCUCUGUGAACCUUGUGGUCUCACCUGAUCAACUGUGGGUGUUUGCAUCUGCACAGGACUCAGACCUGGGCCCGAAGGUGUUCUACACUCAGUCCUUGCUGGAGCCGUUGGAAGAUGAGCCUCCUAUCUGCACCACCCUCCCGGUCAGGCUGAGUUCCAGAGCCUGCUGGGCCUCCGAUGAGGCAGCCAGGCUGAUUGUGAUGCACAGAAAUGACAAUGGCACGCAGCUGGUUGUCACUACCUUUGAGUUAAAGGCUGAGAAGUUCAGAGCUAGAACGAACAUUCUGGUACAACAGAUGACCAGUUUCCCCUUACCAGACGCCAUGAUGCCUCCUCAUCUCAUGAAGGGCCCCAGCUCUCAGCUGAUCCUAUUGGCCUCUGGGUCAGAGCUGCUGCUGUUCACCAUACAUGGCCUGCAGCUAGCAGCCUUCCAAGACCACCAGCAGCCCAUCACAUCCCUAUGGGUGGACCCAACCCGAGUCAUCACCUCUUCCUUGGACCUUUCCUUGCGCAUCUAUGUGUGGAAUAAGGAGAAUAAAUUCCCGGUCCUCAAGAGCUGCUAUCACUUGCUUGGGGGAUCCCACAGAUGGGCCAGUGGAUUUAUCCAUGUGAAAAGUGACAGUAUGAGCAUUGUGGGCGUGGAAGCCAGAAGCAUGGGAACAAGCAUCCUGAGGUCGUACUGCUUCAAAGUUCAGCGCAGCUAAGAGGAUCGCACCAGCUGAAGAUGGUCUCACUUUGGUAAAGCGCUUGCAUGCAUACAAAGCCUAAAUUAUGUUACCAGCAUUGGAAAAGGAAUUGGUAACUCUCAGAUGCCUGCUGUGCACCAACUGCACUGUGCUCUGUGACUUGACUUUUAAAUCCUCAUCAGAAGUCAGUGAAGUAAGAACUAGUGUUUGUUUUUCUGAUAAGAAAAUGAAAGAGGAGAGUAAUUAGCCAUUACUGCCCCCAUUUUCCAGCCAUUAAGCAGUCGGCCUAAGAUUUUCCAGAUUGUAAGUGGAAGACAAGAGUUGAACAUACCUGACGGCACUAGAAAGCUUAUGUUUAAA